UUCUUAUUUUCCCUACAGACGCUGCCGAUACAAAGGCCUGACGCAGAAAUUCUGCGUCACCUGUAGCAUCAAGAUCAAGAUCAAGAUCAUCUAAACAAAACCUCGUGGGUCGAGCGCUGAGCUGCGCUGCUGUAUGGAAACAAUAUCGAGAUUUACUCUUGUGGUCCAUCACACUAUUCCAGCAGGACUGGUUCAUCCAACAGUCAACAAGGCAGCCAUCACCUGUCUUCUUCUCUCUCCAUUAACACUACGGCAACAAAACAAAUAUGCCUAAGUCUAAGCGUGAUAAAAAGAUUUCCCUAACUCAGACAAGGAAGAAAGGACUGAACUUCAAGCAGAAUCUUGUGGAGGAGAUACGAAAAUGUAUCGAUCUUUAUGCGAGAGUGUUUGUCUUUUCCUCACAACACAUCAAGACAAAUAAACUAAAGGAAAUACGAAUUGAAUGGAGCCACAGCAAAUUCUUCCUUGGCAAGAACAAGGUAAUGGCCCUAGCACUGGGGCGAACUCCAGAAGAAGAGAUUCAAGAAAAUCUGCACAAGAUCUCCCAGCGACUGGUGGGUCAGUGUGGCUUACUCUUCACAAAUGCCUCCAAGGAUGAAGUUAUGAAAUACUUUGAAAAUAGGAGGUAUCCUGUACCACCCCAUGCUGGAGAUGUAGCUUCCGAAACUGUUGAGCUGAAGAAAGGGCUCCUUCCCCAAUUUUCUCAUGCUAUUGAACCUCAUCUGCGCAAGCUGGGAAUGCCUACCAGGCUGGAGCGGGGUGUACCAGAGCUCAUGCAGGACUUUGUAGUGUGUGAGGAAGGCAGGCAACUCACUCCUUCCCAGGCCAGCAUUCUGAAACUGCUGGGCAAGGAAAUGGCAUACUUUCAACUGCAGAUGGAGUGGUGUUGGAACAGACUGGAUGGCAAAUUUGAGCAUCUGCAAGAUGUUAAUGGGAAGGAGAUUGAGGAUGAGAAAGAUGAGGAGUUGGAGGAAGAGGAGGAGGUGGAGGAGGAGGAGGAGGAGGAAGAGGAAUAGUAAAUGUAUUCUUGUAAUCAUAAUUAAAGUUUAUGAAGUUUA
Molecule: messenger RNA, 1058 nt
Organism: Portunus trituberculatus (swimming crab)
Lineage: Eukaryota; Metazoa; Arthropoda; Malacostraca; Decapoda; Portunidae
Gene: RpLP0-like
Product: mRNA turnover protein 4 homolog
Exons: 6
Coding region: 267-1016 (249 amino acids)
Biological process (GO): nuclear-transcribed mRNA catabolic process; rRNA processing; ribosomal large subunit biogenesis
Cellular component (GO): nucleolus; preribosome, large subunit precursor
Molecular function (GO): RNA binding
Source: RefSeq, a predicted model, not a curated record